Molecule: messenger RNA, 2465 nt
Organism: Folsomia candida
Lineage: Eukaryota; Metazoa; Arthropoda; Collembola; Entomobryomorpha; Isotomidae
Product: E3 ubiquitin-protein ligase RNF14
Exons: 4
Coding region: 533-1909 (458 amino acids)
Biological process (GO): positive regulation of proteasomal ubiquitin-dependent protein catabolic process; protein polyubiquitination; ubiquitin-dependent protein catabolic process
Cellular component (GO): ubiquitin ligase complex; cytoplasm
Molecular function (GO): ubiquitin conjugating enzyme binding; ubiquitin protein ligase activity; zinc ion binding
Source: RefSeq, a predicted model, not a curated record
GCUCCAGAGCUGAAAAUUUUACUUCCAAAUCGUCAGUUAGCACUGCUGAGGGUCACGCUGAAAGCUCUGAAUCUACAAUUUUUAGAGCUGUGAAUUCAUAGCUGGUUACUAGAUUGGCAGAACGUGUUCUGUAAAAAGCCCCGAUCAAAAACUAUCUUUAUAUCACAAAAAUUACGUUCACAAUUUAUAGAGAUGCGUGACUUAAUUUGCAGGAAAUACAUUUUGCCAAUCGAGACUUUGCUGCUCAUGCAACUGGACAUAAUGAGUACAAAUGCGAUAUUUGAUACAUGUCUUCACAUAAACAACCAUUUCUUAUUGGUCCUGAUAAAUGUGGGCUAAACGUCUUCUCAAUUAAUUCAAUGCUCAAUAUUUUAACUGCAACUGCUAUCCCGACAUUUAAUAAAUAUUAUUUCAUGCACAAAUUAUUCAUUUUCUCAUAAAUACAUACGUACCCACAGUUCAGGUCUUUUCCGAACGCUAAGUUAGAAUUUUUUUGUUAGAAAUAAAUUACUAUCAUUAAGGGGUAACAAAAAUGGCGUCAGCAUUCCCCGAAGACAAUUUUGAGUGUCUUACCUGCUCCGAGUCACUCCAACAAGGUUUAAGGCUAGUACUGAAAUGUGGUCAUGGAUUUUGUGCCAGUUGCUUGCUCCAAGAUGUAAUUGAACAACUUUCAGAGAAUAAUUUGACCAAUGAAAUUAGUGGCCAAGUUGACAAAGAUCGUGAAACUAUAUCCAACCUGAGAUGUCCAUUUAAUCCAUUUUGUGAUGGAUUUGUGACAUCAGACGUUUUCCAACCAGUAUUGGGACAUGAGUUGUAUAAAAAAGUUAAAAAUGUCUUACCAUCAAGGCAAAUAGAUCGUGGGAACGAAAUUGAUCGGCAAAACUGUCCUCGUUGCUCAACCCCAGCAGGAUCUGUUGAACUGGACUGCUUUCUAGCAACCUGUCAUCCAUGCGGAUAUGUUUUUUGCACCAAUUGUAAAUCAGAUUAUCACGGCUACGAUUGCAAUUUAAAGCUCGACUCCAAAAGUAAAAUUCAACAACAGGGCAACAAAGAUUUCGACUUUACUGAACUCUUAUUUGUUUUGGAACAAGUUUUGGAUGAAAAUGCCAAGCAAAGGGACGCCACGACUAGGUCGGCUAAAACCCUUAAAAAAGUUGGUGUUAAACAAUUUUCUCCCGUAUUUGAAUGCUGUAUCUGCCUUAAUGACGAUAUAGUACUGAAUCAAAUCGUCGACUUUGGCUGUUCUCACACCAACGCUUGCAAAAAUUGUACGAAAUCUUACUUUGAAAAUUAUAUACAAAAUGGUCAAAUAUUUGAGCUCAAAUGUCCCUCGCCUGGUUGUGGGAGGAUGGCGUCACAAGCCUUAAUUAAAGACUUGGUGGAUCCACAAGCAUUCUUUAAGAUGGAGGAUUUGCAAUUGAACGAUGCGCUGAAAGAGUUUCCGGAAAUUGUCCACUGUCCCAAACCCGACUGUCAAAUGAUGAUUCAAGCCCAACCCGAGUAUGGAUUUUGCCCAAGCUGCGAAUAUAGUUUUUGUACGGCAUGCUUCCGCCCAUUUCAUGGGUCAACGCCAUGCGGGCUCACGGAUGUCGAAAUGCAGGAAAGGAUGCGAAAAUAUGUGACUGCUGACGAGGCAGAAAAACGACGCAUGGACGAGGAAGAAAAGCAAGCGAGAAAAGUUCAAGAUGACGAAAGUGAAAAGCUUAUUAAAAAUAUUUACAAAAAAUGUCCGUCUUGUCCGACAAAUAUUGAGAAAAUUGAUGGAUGCAACAAACUAGUUUGCACAAAAUGCCAAACCAUAUUUUGUUGGUUGUGUGGGAAGAAAAUUUCGAAUGUAGAUCCCUACCAGCAUUUCAGGGCUGGCGAGUGCAAAUUAUUUGAGGUCCCUCCAGACUACGAUUCAGAUUGAUGGAAUCUUAAAUUAUUUAUUGCAAAAUGGGUCAAACAAAAUUGUUCUCUUUAACGAUAUUUACCUAUGCAAUUAAUCACGUCAAUUAGGUCAAAGAUAUAAUUUUUUUCAACUUGGGGACACGAUAUUGCACAUUUAGAAAAGUACGACGUAAGAGACACUAAUUAAAAAAACGGUAGGAAUAGGAACCUAAUUAGAGCACAAAGUCAGCCAAAUCCAGUUUAAUUUUAGCCACACAAAUCGGUAUAAAUUGCUAUGUAUAAAAAUAUAAUGACCAUUAACGCAAACCUUAAUGUAAGUGUAAGCACGUAAAUUUUUUAAUGCUUUUAAGACUUCCCUUAUAUUGCGUACCAAAAGAUUAUACAAACAAAUGUUCCUUAGAGAAAUAUAGAAUAUUGCCUCAUUUUCAGUGCACCAGUUUUAAAAGUUGCAGACUUCAUACAAUAAUGGGUUCCUCUAAAUUAACAAACUUGAGUAUCUUUCUUACAAGAAAAAUAGUUGUUUCAAUAAAACCUCAAUAUAAGGAAUCCAAGAAUAAAAUAUUUUCAGAAAUAUA